CGCUCCCGCCUCAUGGCCCUGUGACACAUCCUUCCCUCAUAAGCGUAGUGUGCCCCUGCCCAGAUGCUGCUCCUGCACGCGAGAGCACGCACACACACACACACACACACACACGCAGAAGUGCGCUGACAUAGACGCACUCUCGCACUGAAGCCUCUCCCUCUCUCUUCCUCCUCCGGCUCCCAGAAAGCAAACACCCUGCCUCGGACGAUGUGUCUCCUCGCCGGCCUCUCGGUCUUCCUCCUCCUGCACCUCCUCAUCCAACCUCUGUCCUCCCUGCCAGGCGCAAACCUCACCUCCAAUCUGGACCGUAUCAAGAUCGUCUUCACCCCGAUGGUGUGCCGGCGGGUCUGCAAUGCUAACGGACGCUGCCACAACAGCUGUGAGAAGGGGGACACCACCACCGUCUACAGUGAGAACCAGAGCCAGCCUCCGAAAAACCAGGGCUUCCGCCUCUACUUCUGUCAGAUCCCCUGCAUGAACGGGGGGCGCUGCAUCGGGCGGGACCAGUGCUGGUGCCCAUCAAACUCCACAGGGAAGUUCUGCCACCUCCCGGCGCCACCCCCAGCGAAGCCCUCCUCCCCGAAGAAGCAGGGCGGCCAGGCGGGCUCCUCUGCACACUCCACGUACACCCUCCCCCUCUCCAACCAGCAAGCCUCCAUGCACCCGUCGCUGGUCAACGUGCACAUCCAGCACCCCCCGGAGGCGGAGGUGCAGGUCCACCAGGUGGCGCGUGUCAAGCCGGGCCAGGUGGAGGUGGAAGGCGGCACAGGCGGAACGCACUCGGUACAGCAGAGGUCACAGCCCAGUAACGGUCACGGCAACAGCAUCGGCAGCAGCGACAAUAACGGGGUCAUAUUGAGCUACGGUGACGGCAAUGGGAACGGAGACAUCUACAGCCACACCAGGCUCCAUACCCGCUUGAACGGAUAUGUGGGACGGUGCUUCCAAGAGACAGUUGACGGGAAGUGCGGCAGGCCACUCCCAGGCCUUACCAAACAGGAGGACUGCUGUGGCAGCGUGGGGACCUCCUGGGGCUUCAACAAGUGCACGGAAUGUCCACCCAAACCAGCUUACGCGGUGAUCGCACACGGCCAGGUUGAGUGUCCCAAGGGCUACAAGAGGAUGAACAUAACCCAUUGUCAAGAUAUUAACGAGUGUACGAUGACGGGGAUCUGCAAGAACGCCGAGUGCCUGAACACCAAGGGCAGCUACAGGUGUACGUGCAAGGCGGGAUACAUGCUGGAUGCAGCACGCAGCCAAUGUGUCUCGGACAAGGCCGUCUCAGAGAUGCGGGAUCUGUGCUAUCGCUCGGCAUUGUCGGACUCCUGCUCGCUGCCCCUGUCUCAGCACAUCACCAAGCAAAUCUGCUGCUGCAGCCGCGUGGGCAAGGCAUGGGGUGCGGCCUGCGAGCGAUGCCCCCUGCCUGACACAGACCAUUUUAAAGAGAUCUGCCCUGCUGGCCAUGGUUACACCUACUCCCGGUCCGACGUACAGAUCUCCCUGCGGCAGUUGGAAGAGGAGGAGCUGCAUCGGACCGGCCCCUCCCACCAACCCCGCCCCCAUCAUCCUCGCUAUCAUCAUCCUCAUCCUCCUCAUCCUCCUCAUCAGCACCUUCACCCAACCGCCGACGUUCACAUCCAGGCCAAGCUGCCCGUACGAUAUCAUGAAGAUCUUGCGAUUCUGAUUCCACCCGCCUCAGUCACAGAGUCGCCGAGCUUUCCAGUAGAUGUAGUGGAGAAGACCACCCUUCACUCACUGGUCAACGUGAGACCCGAGACAGAGGGCCGGGACACCGCACCCAUCAACGUGGCCACUCAGGUCACCGAUGUGGACAGGUGCUCCAUCACACCAACCAUCUGUGGACCUGGGCAGUGUGUCCCCAUACAGACAGGCUAUACCUGUUACUGCCACCCUGGCUACCAGCUGAACCCGCUGCAGACUCGUUGCAUCGAUGUGGACGAAUGCAAGAACGACCCCUGCGAAGGCAAGGGACGCUGCGUGAACAGCUAUGGGUCAUACAUCUGCCACUGUUACACAGGCUACAGUCAGGUCAUCACCCAAAACAGGAAGUUCUGUCAAGACGUAAACGAGUGCGACAUGCCGAGCAGAUGUCCAGGCGGCCGCUGCGUCAACACUGAGGGCUCCUACGCCUGCGAGUGCGACGCCGGCUAUGCCCUGUCCAGGAGGGGGCAAUGCGAGGACGUGGACGAGUGCAGAAACCCUAGCGUCUGUCCGAGCGGGAAGUGCACCAACACACCGGGCUCCUUCCAGUGCCAGGAUUGCGGAGCAGGAUUCAGAGCCACCGGCGGCAAGUGCCUGGAUAUAAACGAAUGCCUGAGUCCAGGCGUGUGUGCCCAUGGGAGGUGUGUCAACAAGGAUGGCUCAUAUGAAUGCAUCUGCAAUGUGGGCUUCGUGGCCGGCCUGGAAAGCAAGACCUGCCGAGACAAGGACGAAUGCCUGCUCCCAGAAAUCUGCCCCCAGGGCAGUUGCGUCAACCUGGAAGGCUCCUACAGGUGCAGCUGUGACCUGGGGUACCAGCCCAGCCCUGAUGGCAAAGCAUGCGAAGACAUUGAUGAGUGUGCGACGCGGAGCGUAUGUCCUGCUGGCAUAUGCAAAAACACACAAGGGUCCUACCAAUGCUCCAGCUGUGGGCCAGGCUUCACGCCCUCAGCGGAUGGUCUCGUGUGCGAAGACAUUGAUGAGUGCCUCACGGAUGUCUGCCCGAAUGGGAUCUGCUUGAACUCCGAAGGCUAUUACUCCUGCAUCCCCUGCCCCUCGGGAUACACAGUGUCUGCAGACCGGACAGUUUGUGAAGAUGUUGACGAGUGCCAGGUUCCUGGGACGUGCCCUGCGGGCAUCUGCGUCAACACAGAGGGCUCCUACUCCUGUGAGGGCUGCGCAGACGGCUAUGCGUUAUCGGCAGACGGACACAGCUGUGAUGACGUGGACGAAUGUGCCGAAGAUGACAUGUGCCCCCGGGGACAGUGCCUCAACACGGACGGUUCCUUCCAGUGUGUGUGCAGCGCUGGUUUCGUCUUCUCUGUCACCACGCUGGACUGCCAAGACAUCGACGAAUGUGCGAACUACACAGUCUGCGGGGCUCAUGGCUUCUGCGAGAACAGCCAGGGCUCAUACCGCUGCUAUUGUGACCGCGGUUACAUCGAAUCCCCUGGCAUACCUGGGUGCAUCGACACCAAUGAGUGUGAGAUGGGCGUGGCGCCGUGUGGCGAGGCCUUCUGCGAGAACGUGGAGGGCAGCUUCCUGUGCAUCUGCAGCAGCGACAACGAGGAAUUCGACCCCGUCACCACCAAGUGCCGCGACCGUUCCCUCAUGACAGGGGGUUUUCCUACGGGGUUGGGUGAGGUUGACAAUAUUGGACUCCCCAGGAAUCCCAAGGUUUUACCUCCAAGCACCCCAGCAGCAGUUGACGAAGGGGAUCAGAAGGAGUGCUACUACAACUUAAACGACGACAUGAUCUGCAGCAAUGUUCUGUCCCGCAACACAACCAAGCAGGAGUGCUGCUGUACCGUGGGCGAGGGCUGGGGUGACAACUGCGAGAUCCACCCCUGUCCAAUCAGAGGGAGAGCUGAGUACAGCGAGCUGUGCCUCCAUGGCUUUGGCCUCAUCCCCCCACGUUCCUCAGCACAGAGCCUCAGUCAGCAGCCAUUUGAAGAUGCGGACGAGUGCGAGAUGUUCGGACAGGAGAUAUGCAAGAAAGGGCAUUGCAGCAACACAUACGGUUCAUACUCCUGCUUCUGCCAGACGGGCUAUUACUACGACACCGUGAGGCUCGAGUGUGUAGACCACAACGAGUGCGAGACAGAGAACGUCUGUGUGGACGGCAUGUGCAUCAACAUGGAGGGUUCCUUCGCCUGCUUCUGCAGCCCACCGCUGGUCCUGGAUGGUACCCGGCGCCGCUGUGUGGCCAUCAACACCACAGAGGAGGGCUAUGACCCAGACGAUUACGAGAACAUGGUGGAAAUCUGCUGGGAAUCACUAACGGAUGGGAACGUCUGCGCCCUGCCCAUCCUGGACCGGCACACCACGUAUGCAGAGUGCUGCUGCCUGUUUGGUGUGGCCUGGGGCAGCCAGUGUGCCCUCUGCCCCACACGCACGUCCGAUGACUAUGCCGUGCUGUGUAACUUGCCCAGGAGGGCCCCCGGUGACUCUGACAGCCUGCGUGAGAGGCCAGGCUACGAAUAUGGCCCUGAUGGCCUCGAUCGUCCAGAGAGCCCCAUGUACUGGGGGGGCUAUGGACCCGUCGGGGGAAGCAGCUACUUCAACAGCCUGGGCCCCGAGUAUGGCCCCCAGGAGCCGCCAGGAGGCCCUCCCUAUGGCCGGCAGGUCCCCCCUGAGGACUACGGCCCACGGGAGCUGGUGCGAGUGCCCGUCCAUCGGCCCCGCCCAUUCGAACGCUACAACGAGCGUUACGAGGGGUUUGAGGGCCUGCGAGCCGAGGAGUGCGGCAUCCUGAACGGCUGUGAGAACGGCCGCUGCGUGCGCGUUCGCGAGGGCUACACCUGCGAUUGCUUCGAUGGCUACCAUCUGGACCUCUCCAAGAUGGCCUGUGUCGACAUAAACGAGUGUGAGGACAUCAGCGACAACGUGCCCCUGUGCCAGAAUGCUGUGUGCUCCAACACCGAGGGCUCCUACAAGUGUACCUGCCUGCCUGGCUUCAUCGCAACACCCAGGCCCCACGAGUGCAUCCCGGAGGCCGGGGAGCCUGCGGGGAGGGAGGCCGAAAAGUAAAAGGGACAUGGGUUGGGGGAGACGGGGAUCACUGCUUGCCAGGCCAAUGGCCCAGUCUCACUUCCUGCGUCUCUCUCCCGCUGACUCCACUCCCACAGUCUGGCACUAAAACCUACCACAAUAACAAAGGAAGAAUGUUCGGCCUAAACAUAUGCAAACACACACACAGACAUACCCGUCGGUCGCUGUACAGUCCGGGAUCUCUCCUGUCCCUCUGUUUGUACUAACCCCCAUGAAAUGCAUACGAGAAACCCACCCCCUCCUCCCCAGCCGUCCAGCCCCGGCCUGCCUCUGUAGCCACCAGGCAGAAUUUUAUGUACAUACACGUUUUUUGAUUUUAUUUCUUUUGUCCUGUUAAUUAUUUAUUUCUUUUAGGGAAGCUUUUUUUUAAAAAAAAAUAACUAACAAUGCUAAGUUAUGUUUUGUACAAAAAUAUAUAUAUAUGAAUAAAUACUGGGUGGCUGUGUGUUUUGAAUUACGUCUGAAUACGGCCUUUCGUCAGGGAUGCAGGGAGAGAGAUAUGAAAUGCGCAGCGUUUCCUGUAUCUCCACGGUAACAGGUCCGGUGAGGAUGUAUGUGCACCGCACUCCCCGUAAGUGUGUCCGUGCAAUAGGCGUGGUGAGAUCGACCUCUGUCGAUCGCCCAACCUUCCUCUCCAGCGCAUGGACACAGCAGCUCAGCCUCUCUGGGUCCCCUUCACAUUCAAGCACACGACCCCCACUCGAGGAACGUCCCUGAAGUGGCUAAUACCAGACCAGACCCCCACCCAAACCACACCGCCACCAGUGCAGGGCCGGAAUUGUUCUCCGGACAUCUCAAAGCUCCUGCCCCAGAGGAUGAUCUUCUCAUAUUCAUGAGACCACCUUCAGCCAGCCCCUUGACCCAGUAGAGCAGCCCCUAAUCAACCUUAGACGUCAAAAGCUCGCUCUGUGGGGCCCCUCAUGGGAAGAGCGGGCAGGAAUGACACACCCCCUCCAGCUAACCAGGGGGAGUGCUGUAAUAUCUUAUGUGGAGUCAUAUCACUUCAGAGCCUGUCUGCUCUAUCAUCACCGGCAAAAGUAUGGCAGUGUCGUCAUGUGUUAGGGUUAGGGUUAGGGUUAGACAGUGAGAGGUAGGGUUAGGCUUAGUCAGUGAGAGGUAGACAGUGCCACAGCUGCCAGUAUGCUUGUGCUUUAGGUGUUUCAUCACGUCCACCUGCUAUCUGUACUCCCAAAAUCUAUGCAGGAAAUGAUUCUUCCAGUUGGGAGAACCCAGAGAGCAAACUGAGGCUCUGAUGACUGGGUUUGACAUCAUCUGUACAGUUCUAGUCCUAAGUAUUUAAUGUACAAUUAUUUACACAUUCUAAUUAUAUAGUGCGACCAGAAUUUGUGCAAAAAUGGAUCAAAGAACAAAAAAAAUGCAUAUUCCUUUUCUAUAAUAACUUUAGAUUUUUCUAUUUCUGUAAUAUUGUGUCUGUUUUAACAUUGUUUGUGUAUGGAAAAAAGUGGUUUACACUGUACCAUAGAAAGUGUAUGUAUCCUGCCCUGUGGUGCAGACAAUGGAAGUGAUUUUAGGGCCUGGCAGAGUUUUUUGGACACAGGUGUACCGCUGUUCCACCUUUCCGGCUCAGAAUCUGGCCUGUUACCCUUGGCAACUCGACAUGGUCACAAGGAUGCUUCUCCAGGACCGUAGGAUUAGUUUAUAUUAGUUUACACUUUAAAAAGAAUGCUCCGCGCCUUUAAUGUGCCUUCAAUGUAACUGUACCACAGGCCUGCAUGGCCGUCUCCAGAGAAUCAGAAUAUAUCAGACUCGUUAAGAAAUGGGAGCCAGUUCCCUCUGUGGAAUCAGGGGUUGCCAUGACGGCUGUGUCAUGGAUGUUUGGAAUGUGCCUGUGUCCCAGAACGUCCUGUCGACCCCUAAAAAGUGCAGGCACUGUUCCCGGUAAUGGACGAUGCCUUUUUCUAAUGACUGAUGCCCUCGACCUGCAUUCCCAAUUCCGUACACGGUGUUUGUACAAAGCAGACAACACCAACUCCACUGGCUGAUUAGUGAGUCUUCCGUUGCGGUUUUAUCAGGGGCAAUGAACUCUGUAAACCAUCAGUGAUAAGAACUGGCUGUCUCUACCCAGCACUGUGAUUAUCUUCAAUGUGGUGUACAUCCCCAUGUUUACCUCUACAACUUUUUCAGUCAUUGAAAUAAAAUUAGAGAAAAGA
Brienomyrus brachyistius is the source of this 6944-nucleotide messenger RNA. RefSeq names its product latent-transforming growth factor beta-binding protein 2-like. The record is from RefSeq and is a predicted model, not a curated record. NCBI's taxonomy places the organism in Eukaryota, Metazoa, Chordata, Actinopteri, Osteoglossiformes, Mormyridae. Gene Ontology annotation, biological process: supramolecular fiber organization. Gene Ontology annotation, molecular function: calcium ion binding; microfibril binding. The coding region runs from base 211 to 4752 and encodes 1513 amino acids. The transcript has 31 exons.